ACAGCUUUUUCGUCUUACGUUUUUACAGUCUUGUCAGUGGAGACUUGUGUUUUUCUAGUUGAUUGCAAACUGACUUCUUCUUGUCUACUAUUGACAAUGGGAGCGUCGUAGCUCUCUUUUGAGUUUAUCAUGUCAUUCUACUCUAUAGCAUGAGUGGAAAGCCUAUUAAGCCACCACAAGAUGGUGGAAGGGUAGGAGAGAAUGGUGCCUCUGAAAAUUCUUCCACCGUCGUCGGAAAGACAUUCAGAGUUCUCAGAGAAGGUGUUUGGGAGAAUGCUGAGGUGAUCGAUACACGAACAUUAGACAAUGAUCAAUUGGAGUAUUAUGUUCAUUUUGAGCGCUUCAAUCGUCGCAUGGACGAGUGGGUGCCCCGAAGUCGUGUCAACGAGCAAACUCCAAUUGAACGAGAGCAUGAUGGAAAUCUGCUAGGUGUGGACGGGAAUGAUGCUCCUGACAGAGGUACUCUAACUCGCAAUCAGAAGCGGAAGCACGAUGAAAUCAACCAUGUCCAGAAAUCUAUUGCCGAGAUGGAUCCCACCACGGCUGCGCUAGAAAAAGAGCACGAAGCUAUCACCAAAAUCAAGUAUGUGGAUAAAGUACAGUUUGGACGUUUCGAAAUUGAUACUUGGUACUUUGCUCCUUUUCCUGACGAGUAUGGAAAAAUGCCGAAGCUGUGGAUCUGCGAAUUUUGCUUGAAGUAUAUGCGGUUGGAGAAGACGUAUCGCUAUCAUGUUCCUCAAUGUCAGAGACGUCAACCACCUGGGAAAGAAAUUUAUCGGAAGGGAUCGAUAUCCGUGUAUGAGGUGGAUGGCAAAGUGCAGAAGGUGUACUGCCAGAAUCUCUGUCUAGUAGCUAAGUUAUUCCUGGACCACAAAACUCUCUACUUUGAUGUCGAGCCGUUUCUGUUCUAUGUGCUGUGUGAGGUGGAACGUGAUGGUGCUCACAUGGUGGGGUAUUUCUCAAAGGAGAAAGAGUCAGCCGACAACUACAACCUUGCAUGCAUCAUGACUUUACCACCUUUUCAACGUAAAGGCUAUGGCAAGUUCAUGAUUGCAUUCAGCUACGAACUAUCGAAGAUUGAGAAAGUUGUUGGGUCGCCCGAGAAGCCUCUGUCUGAUUUGGGAAAGUUGAGCUAUCGUAGCUAUUGGACAUGGGUGCUGCUGGACAUUCUGCGCCAGAAGCACUAUGAGAAGCACGGUACUUGGAGCGUUAAGACACUCAGUGACAUGACGUCCAUCCAGGAAUGUGAUAUCAUCGAUACGUUGCAGUCAAUCAAUAUGAUCAAGUACUGGAAGGGAGCACAUGUGGUGUGUAUUCCACCAAAGAAUGUUGACGAUCACCUCCGUGGUGCAAACUACAAACCACCCACUCUCUUGGUUGAUGCAGGAGCACUAAGGUGGGAGCCCUUUGCACGUACUCCUCGGCUAAAGAAGCACUGACAUACCGUUCUUGAUAGUGAUUGCCUCUGUCAAGGCACACUGCUUUUGUUGUAACUCAGCUCUCCUCUGGCAGGAAGCUUAGCUUAGGUUAUAUGUCCUCACUUUUGUCUUCACAUUCCAUUGCCUGUUGUUCUGAACACUUCUGGCAUAUUAUUGGUUGUCGUUAUGCUAUGCUAAGAAGCUGAAUCGUUAUGCAUGGGGUGUAGGCCUACUUUUUUUAAUGGCAGUGGAGUCGCUGUGUAUCCCUUCGCAUUCACUGUUUCUCUCCGUCUGACAGCAUAUAGGAUAGGUUUCUUUACUUUAAUUACCUGCAUGCCUCUUCAGGUGUUUGCUUUUUAACACUUUAAAAAAGCUUAUGAACAUGGUGCUAUAACUGCUGAAGCUGAUGUCCCGUAUUAUAUAUGUACUACUCCAAUGCUGCUGAUGCUGUGCGCUGCUCGAUUUACUGAGAUUCACGUUACGUUGGUCUUGUUUUGUUUGCUUGUUGAUGAUGUAAUGUUGGUAUUCAUGGAGCUUGUCGUGAUUCCCUUUUAUUGUGUCCUCCAAUCAUGUCCGCAUUUUACGAUUUAUACUCUGGUGUGGCUUUUUUGUUGUUGUUGUUGUUGUUGUUGUUGUUGUUGUUGUUGUUGUUGUGGUUGUGGUUGUGGUUGUUCCAUAUUGAUCAUAGAUAUACUGCAGGGAGAGUUCCCUCAUACAAAG
Molecule: messenger RNA, 2138 nt
Organism: Sycon ciliatum
Lineage: Eukaryota; Metazoa; Porifera; Calcarea; Leucosolenida; Sycettidae
Product: histone acetyltransferase KAT8-like
Exons: 2
Coding region: 150-1439 (429 amino acids)
Biological process (GO): negative regulation of DNA-templated transcription; positive regulation of transcription by RNA polymerase II
Cellular component (GO): chromatin; MSL complex
Molecular function (GO): transcription coregulator activity; histone H4K16 acetyltransferase activity
Source: RefSeq, a predicted model, not a curated record